UCGAAAGAUUGUUUUUUUAACAUCGAGGUUUCGUUUGUCAGUUCCAGGCGACUCUCCAGUCUUCUUUUGAGAUAGAGUUGAAUCGAUUUUGCACUUUCUGCAUGAAGAUUAAUUGCAGCUACGUGUAACAAAAACCUCCUAUAAUCAGACACCUCAUCAAAACUCUGAGAUCAUUACCUCUGUAGCACCUCCCCCACAUCGCCUCCCCCCACCGUCUGAAUUGUUAUGAUAAAGCCAAGAAAACUUCACCUCUAAUGCUCCAACAUGUUAAAACUUCGCAACUCAUCAACGACCCCAUUUCUACCCACUCAAAUAUCCAAACAUUAAUCCAGUAAAAUCCCACGUUACAUCAGGUCUCUUCUGUAAAAAUGUUCACUAUUCCCGCCGCUAGAAUCAUCUGACAUUUGUCUUGAUUCAAUGGCUCUUCUUGAAACAUGAGCAAGAUUCAAAAAUCAACCGAUUAGGCCUAGAUCAGCCUAGAAUAUUCUAAGCUUCUCCUAGUGCUUAUAUAACCAGGAAACCUUACUUGUUCGACCAAAAUACAGGACUUUCUGAGCACCCCUUUUCAUUUCCCCGUGCCAAGAAACCAUAGUAGUAAACGCUUCUUUUCUUUCUUGAGUACUUUUUUCUGUUUUAAGAAUAUCUGUUCAAUGGCGACCAAGGAAGGCAAGGCUAUAGGUAUAGACCUUGGAACAACCUAUAGCUGUGUUGGGGUGUGGUUAAACGACCGCGUUGAGAUCAUAACCAAUGAUCAAGGCAACAGAACCACGCCUUCAUAUGUGGCUUUCACGGACACUGAACGUCUGAUUGGUGAUGCAGCUAAGAACCAAGUGGCAAUGAAUCCACACAACACUGUUUUUGACGCCAAAAGGCUGAUCGGGAGGCGAUAUUCGGACCCUUCUGUUCAAGCUGACAUGAAAUUGUGGCCUUUUAGAGUUGUUCCUGGUCCAGGUGACAAGCCUCUGAUUGUUGUCACCUAUAAAGGCGAGGAAAAGCGAUUUGCACCAGAGGAGAUUUCUUCAAUGGUGUUGACAAAGAUGAGGGAGAUUGCUGAAUCUUUCUUGGGUCAUAAGGUGAAUAAUGCUGUUGUUACUGUCCCUGCUUAUUUCAAUGAUUCUCAAAGGCAAGCUACAAAAGAUGCUGGUUCGAUUGCGGGUUUGAAUGUGAUGAGGAUUAUUAAUGAGCCAACUGCAGCUGCUAUAGCUUAUGGUUUGGAUAAGAAGCAUCAAAAAAGAGGUGAGCAGAAUGUUCUUGUUUUUGAUCUUGGUGGUGGAACUUUUGACGUUUCUUUGUUGACUAUAGAAGAAGGGAUAUUUGAAGUGAAAGCCACUGCUGGUGAUACUCACUUGGGUGGUGAAGAUUUUGAUAAUAGGCUUGUCAAUCAUUUUGUUUCCGAGUUUAGGAGGAAGCAUAAGAAGGAUAUUAGUGGAAAUGCAAGGGCGCUGAGGCGGCUAAGGACGGCUUGUGAGAGGGCAAAGAGAACCCUUUCAUCCACUACACAAACUACGAUUGAGGUUGAUUCUCUGUAUGAAGGUAUAGACUUCUAUGCAACUAUUACAAGGGCGAGGUUUGAGGAGCUUUGCAUGGAUUUGUUCUUGAAAUGUAUGGAACCUGUGGAGAAGGUUUUGAGGGAUGCAAAGAUUGAUAAAUCUAAAGUUGAUGAAGUGGUGCUAGUUGGAGGAUCAACUAGAAUUCAGAAAGUUCAGCAAUUGUUGCAGGAUUUCUUCAAUGGGAAGGAGCUCUGUAAAAGUAUCAAUCCUGAUGAGGCUGUGGCUUAUGGUGCAGCAGUCCAGGCAGCAAUUUUGACAGGUGAAGGAGACUCCAAGGUUCAAGACCUUUUAUUGCUUGAUGUCACACCUCUAAGCCUUGGCCUUGAAACAGCUGGUGGGGUCAUGACAGUUUUGAUUCCAAGAAACACAACAAUUCCUAGUAAAAAAGAGCAGAUUUUUUCAACCUAUUCAGAUAAUCAGCCUGGGGUGCUUAUUCAGGUUUAUGAAGGCGAAAGAGCAAGGACAAAGGAUAACAAUCUUUUGGGGAAGUUUGAGCUUUCUGGCAUCCCUCCAGCUCCUAGAGGGGUGCCUCAAAUCAAUGUGGCCUUUGACAUUGAUGCUAAUGGGAUUCUAAACGUAACCGCAGAGGAUAAGACUGCUGGGGUGAAGAAUCAGAUCACUAUCACUAAUGACAAGGGGAGAUUGAGCAAGGAAGACAUUGAGAAGAUGGUGAGAGAUGCGGAGAAAUACAAGUCUGAAGAUGAAGAGGUGAAGAAGAAAGUGGAGGCCAAGAAUGCAUUAGAGAAUUAUGCUUAUAACAUGAGGAAUACAGUGAGGGAUGAGAAGUUUGAUAGCAAGUUAAAACCGGAUGAUAAGCAGAAAAUUGAGAAAGCUGUGGAGGAAACUAUUGAGUGGUUGGACAGGAAUCAGUUGGCAGAAGUGGAUGAACUUGAGGACAAGUUGAAGGAACUGGAGAACAUUUGUAAUCCUAUAAUUGCUCAAAUGUAUCAAGGAGGUGGUGGUGGUGGUGGUCCUAUGGGAGAUGAUAUGCAUGGUGGUGGUGGUGGUGGUGGUGGAGGUUCUACUGAUGGUACUGGAGCUGGUCCUAAGAUUGAAGAGGUUGACUAAAUGAUGUUAAUGGAGUAGCUAGAGGCUUUGCAUAGAUUUUUGCCUUGGGUUAUUUUUUCUUUUGCUAGGGGUGAGCUUUGGUUUGUACCGUUCACUUUUAGAUUGUAGUAUCAGUUUCUGAAUGUCCUCUCUCUUUUUCAUCUUUCUUCUGCUCUUAGUUGGAGCUUGUGACCAUGUAAAUUGAGCAAAUGGUAGUAGUAGUAGUCUAAAAUUUCUGAAUCUGGCUUUGGAAUUGGCCACAAUCUUCUUUGUCACUUGCACUUGUGCACUUGCUCUUGAGAUAAAUUAGAUCCUAAAUACAAUGAAUGCAUGUUAUGUUUG
Molecule: messenger RNA, 2939 nt
Organism: Coffea arabica (coffee)
Lineage: Eukaryota; Viridiplantae; Streptophyta; Magnoliopsida; Gentianales; Rubiaceae
Product: heat shock 70 kDa protein-like
Molecular function (GO): ATP-dependent protein folding chaperone; ATP binding
Source: RefSeq, a predicted model, not a curated record